Molecule: messenger RNA, 1671 nt
Organism: Strongyloides ratti
Lineage: Eukaryota; Metazoa; Nematoda; Chromadorea; Rhabditida; Strongyloididae
Exons: 1
Coding region: 1-1671 (556 amino acids)
Source: RefSeq, a predicted model, not a curated record
AUGAAGAUGGAUAGUGUUAAAGUUAACUCUAGUAGUGUUGGAGAUAUCUUACCUAAUGUUGUUAGAAAAAAUAUUGAUGGUAGUACCAGUAAAAUGGAUAAAGAUGUCUCAGGCAUUAUUAAUAAAUUUGAAAAAACUUUAGAAAAAUUUCCUUCUGAUUGUGAAAAAAAAGGAAAUUUUAUCAGUAUUGAAAGUGGUAUUUUAAAUGAAUCUCAAUGUUUGGAAGAUAAAAAUUUAAAGGAAAAAUCAUUAUCAUCAAAUAUUUUUGAUGUCACUAAAAUGGUUUGCCCUGUUAUUGGUUCUGUAACAAAUACCCAACUUUAUACUACAAUUAAUGGUAUCAACGUACGCAAAUCUUUUCUUGAAAUUCAUAAGAAUAUUGUUGAUAAAGAAAUGGAAAGAAUAAGAAAAAUUUUACAGGAUAUGAAAAUGGAUCGUCGUGUAUCGUUAAGAUAUCUUAUUGAAAUAAAUUUUAAAAACAACAAAAAAAAUUCUGUUCUUUAUUCUAUUGUUAAUGAAAAAGAUGAUAGUAUUAUAGAAGAAUUUAAGAAAUAUUAUAAGUGUAGCUUUAAUAUUGCUGUACGUGUUCCAGGAAAUGAUAUAUUUAUAUCAUUAGUUCCUGAUGGUGGUAGAAAAUGUAACUGUGUAAAUUGUUUAGAAGGUUGUUCUAUCAAAAAUUGUCUUAUGAAUAAAGAAAUAACUAAUUUUUCUAUUACCUCAACUAAAGUACCUUCUGUAGGAGAAGAAUUAUCAUCUCAAUUAGAUAAGGAUAUAGAAAAUGAAUUAGAAUUUUUCACUAGUGAAAUAGAACAACGUGGAGAUUCAAAUGUUGCGUUCAUUGAUGUCUGUAAUCAAUAUCUUAUUGAUAAAGGUGUUACCUCUACUUUGUAUAUGUUAUUUUAUAAUGGAACACAGAAAGAAUAUUCAUAUUGUGUUGAAGUAUUAACAAGAAAGUUUAACUUAUCAUGGAAAGAUUGUGAUGGGUUGACUCUCUCUAUGAAAGAUCUUGAUUUUGGUGAAGAAAAUACAAUUAGUAAACCAUGUAGUUUAGCUCAUGAAAAAGAAAUUGAAGAUGGCCUUGAAGCUGUUAUUGCUGGUGGUGAUAUUUUAUGUGAAGAUGAGGUUGACUAUUAUAGUUGUAAUGAGGUAUCUGACAAUAAUGGUUCCUUUUCCAAUGGUACUACAACAACUGAGGAGGAUGAAAAAAGCAUGACAAUAACAGAGAUGCUUAUCAAUAAAGCUGGCUUUGAGAAUGGUGAUGCUUUGGAGCAAUUUAUAUGUUCAAGAAUUGAAUAUUACAUUGCUGAAAAUGGAUGUGAUAGAAUUCCAAUAAAUGAGAUGGAUUCUAUUGUCAAUAGCUUUUUUGAAAUGCAUGUUGAUCCAAUAAGAGAAUUUGGCAAAGGAUGGCCAGAGAUGUGCCAAAAAUGGGUUGAUAAGAAAUAUUUAUAUUUCAGUAAAGAUAAAACUGCUAUUAUGGUUACUGAUCCAGAGACACCUGAGUUAUAUUUAAAAGAUAAUGAUAAAAUAUUUACCAAUAAUCAAGAGGAAAAUGAACGUAUUAUUGAUGAAUUAGAAAAGUAUGGUAUAAAUUUAAGACCAUAUGUCCUUUUCCGUAAUGGUCAACCACAUAUUAUUAUUGAAGAUGCAUCUGUUGAAAAUAAUGGUAAAUAA